Trichoderma atroviride IMI 206040 is the source of this 1577-nucleotide messenger RNA. RefSeq lists its product as uncharacterized. Lineage: Eukaryota; Fungi; Ascomycota; Sordariomycetes; Hypocreales; Hypocreaceae. The record is from RefSeq and is a predicted model, not a curated record.
AUGGAGGAUUUAGACCUUUCUAUUGCGCUACGCCGCGGCCAGCGAUGCAGCUCGAGCAUGAAUGUCAGAUCGGAAGAGCGUCAGACCCCAUCGACUGCUCCAAGGACGCCAAGCCGAAGAAAGAGAGGCGCGCGGCAAUCUGAUCCAGGGUCCAUCGUACAUUCGAGCGGUCUUGCACCAAUGGUGCGAUGCACUUCUCUCGCAGCUUCGAAGAGACGGUCAGCUGCCCCCGCAAGUGGUGCUGGCUCGGCUCCUCGACCAAGUGGCCAACCCGCGGCUGUCAAUCUUCACCAGACCAUUGACGGACGAGUUGAGCGCCGGAUACGCCGGAAUGACCUCCGCGAUGUGCUCAGUAAAAUCCAACAAGAGAAGCGACGCAGUGAGCAGCUGGCCAAGGCGCAGAUUACCAAGCUCAAGGCCGAGCUCAGAGCCCGUGAUAGGGAAAUCUAUAGAAUGCAGAAUGCCACCAUGGUUUUUGACACAGAACGGAUUUGGGGCCUGGAACAGCAGAUUAAAGAGCUCAAAGGCCAGCUUGCGACGAAAAGCAUGGCAGGCGAGGAAGCUACACAGUAUUUUAGCUGCGUCUGGCCAUCAACGCCGAGUACUGCAUCGACGGAUGACCUCAUGGACGUGGCUCAAGAUGCCGACUAUUUCGGUGAUGUGACGGCGCUGAUGAACAAUCCGCCUCGAGCGAGACCUUCCAUCUUGACUCCUCCUGCAACAAGCCCGACAAGGCCAAUAUCGCCAUUCUCUAAAGAUGUGUCACCGACGUCGGAUGCCCCUCUGGAAGCGGGCAAAAAGCAGCUGGAAGAUGAGAUUACAUCCUUGGGCCUGAAAGUGCAGAAGCUGACUGCAACUUUGGACUCGUACAAUGCCUUGGGUGCGCGCAUAAACUACGCCCUAUCAGAUGGGGCCUCGAAGAAAAGAGGGACACCAUCUUCUCUUGAAGCAGUCGAGAACCAGGUUCAGCUACUCUUGCAAACCAUGUCUGAACGAGCUGCCGCAGCUGCACAACUCACCGCUGUUGUUGGCGAACUGGGGUUUCCAGGCGCCGAUGCUAGUGAAAUGAUCAUGUCGCUUAUUUCUGGAUUUCGAACUGCUCGCCAGGAGCUGGACUACCUCGCACCAGGCGAGAUCAAACUACCUCUUACUGCGCGUGGCGCCGACAUAUUGGAUCUACUACUAGAUCGUCUACGCGCCUUGUCAAAGAAGACCAGGGAAGAUGAAGAUUCUAUUGAGGAAUACCAUCAAAUAGAACGUUCUCUACGCAAGCAGCUUGAUUCACGGACUUCAGUCAUGGAAGAGCUCAAUAUCAAAAUUGCGGAGGCACAUCGUACUUUGAAUGAGAAAGAUGGUCGUAUCAGGGAGCUUGAAAUUGGCAAUAACCGACUUAGAGCGCUGUUGACGGUUACGUUUGCGACAUAACAGAACUCGAAGGAUUAAUACAACGUAUGGAGAAGGAGCGUCGCGAAUCGCUAAACACGCAUGCUGCUAGCAAAAGUCAGGCGAAGAAUUACUCAACGCCAAAGACGCAACAAUUCCCGAGCUAGAAGCAAAGAUUGAAGGAACAGUUGCUU